GAGAGGUGAGAGUUAUUGGUGGUGGAGGGGGGGUUAAAGUGAAAAGUAGUUCCUGCUCACAUAUUUACAUUUUUAACCCCGGGGGGCAGAAAAUGGGAGUUAACAUUCUCACCUGAGGAAGCCGCGAUCACCCAGAGCGACCAAUCUCCUCUGACUUCACCUCUGCAGGUCGACUACACAAGGGCUGAGCCACCAGAGGAGCACACACACACACACACACACACAGAGAGAGAGAGAGAGAGAGAGAGAGAGAGAGAGAGAGAGAGAGAGAGAGAGAGAGAGAGAGAGAGAGCCUGGCACACACACGGAGAGAGAGAGAGAGUUGCACGGCGGUGAUCUGCAGCAGCAUGCUUCGACAGAGUGAACAACUCCUGCGAGAGGAAUAGACGGACUCCUGCUCUCUGCUCAAGUUCAAGGCUCAUUUUCUUUUUCUGUAAAAAACAAAAAAACAAAACAAACUCUUUUAAAUACAACUUCCACUGAUCUGACUCUACAGCGGACAGCACCUCUUCCUCCACAUAUUUUCCUGCCGUGGAUGAGCGAGAAGCGUGGAUUGUUAUGUUUGAAAAGGAGUCAGGACAGCCACUGGACCAGUCGACUGCAACAGCGAUGCCUUCCAACAAGUACUCUGCUGCUAUCAUGGAGGAGAGCAACAACAUGACAGCAACUGCGGCGGUGAACGGAGACACGCCUCCAGCUGAAGGCCUAUCAGAGAACGACAGCGGUGUGGAGCUGACCAAUGAGAACAGCCCUCUGACUGGAGCCGAACCGCCCUCCCCCUUCAGCCCCAAACAGAACGGAGAUGCUGCUUCGCCUCAAGAUGGUAACCAGUGUUCAGGGGGAAGUAGGAAAAGGAGCAGGAAGAAGUCAGAGGAGGAGGAAAGUACCUGGGACUCCUACAGCGAGGAAAAGGCUUCAGGAGCGUCUCAGUUGGGUUUGAGACAGAGACCUCGACCCAGGACCAUCUUCCAGGCCGGUCUGACGCCGCACACGCACAACAAACCCCGCAGACAGAACCGCAAACAGGAGAACAGCAUGUUACUGUGCGUUGGUGGUCCUCGGGUGGUCGUUGCCGUGUCCAGCGAGGUUCCCGAGGCCCCCCGUCUGGAGCUGAUGGAACAAGACUCCAAAGACUCGGCCCAGAGCAGCAGCACCUCGUCCAGCUCUGAGACCCAGCCGGAGUACAAUGACAACAAGGGUUUUGGCAUCGGCGAGCUGGUGUGGGGGAAGAUCAAGGGAUUUUCCUGGUGGCCUGGCAUCGUGGUGACGUGGCGCGCCACCGGCAAACGGCAGGCCAGCCACGGCAUGAGAUGGCUGCAGUGGUUUGGAGACGGCAAAUUCUCUGAGGUUUCAGCAGACAAACUGGACUCCAUCACUGCUUUCCCCAAGUUCUUCAGCCAGGCUUCUUACACCAAACUGGCCUCGUACCGCCGGGCGAUCUUCCAGGCACUGGAGAUGGCCAGUGUCCGGGCGGAGAAGACGUUUCCUCCCUGUGAGUCAGACAAUCCAGAGGACCAGGUCAAACCCAUGCUGGACUGGGCCAACGGUGGCUUCCUGCCCAAAGGAGAGGAGGGACUCAAACCUACACACAGUGCCGACAGUAACCCUCUGGACCACCAUGUCUUUGACGUUUCACUGCCAGAGUACUUUCCCAGCGCGAAGAGGCCCAGAGUCAGCCUCUGUAAGAACAAGGCCGCCCCCGAGGAGUCCUACUGCAGAGAACAAAUGGUGAAUGAAGUUCUGAAGAAUAAAAGUUGUAUAGAAGAUUUCUGUCUCUCUUGUGGAAAGAUGAGAGCAGCAACCUUCCACCCACUGUUUGAAGGAGGCCUGUGCCAAACAUGCAAGGACGUGUACCUGGAGAUGUCCUACAUGUACGAUGACGACGGUUACCAGUCGUACUGCACCGUCUGCUGCGGAGGUCGAGAGGUUCUGCUCUGCGGCAACGCUAACUGCUGCAGGUGCUUCUGUGUCGAUUGUCUGGACAUCCUGGUCAACCCCGGAGCGUCCAACAACGCUCGGUAUCUGGACCCUUGGAGAUGCUACAUGUGCCAGCCGCUGCUGCAGUACGGCGUCCUCAAACGGCGGCACGACUGGAGCCUCAAGCUGCAGGAGUUCUUCGCCAACGACAACGGACAGGAGUUUGAGAAACCAAAGAUUUACCCAGCAGUCCCUGCAGAGCAGAGACGACCAAUCAGAGUCCUCUCCCUGUUUGACGGCAUCGCCACUGGCUACCUGGUUUUAAGAGAUCUGGGUUUUAAGGUGGACCAGUACAUAGCAUCAGAGGUGUGUGAGGACUCCAUCUCAGUGGGUGUUGUCAGACAUGAAGGAAAGAUCCAGUACGUCCACGAUGUCAGGAACAUCACCAGGAAAAACAUUCAGGAGUGGGGUCCAUUUGAUCUAGUGAUUGGAGGAAGUCCCUGCAACGACCUCUCUAUCGUCAAUCCUGCAAGGAAAGGCCUCUAUGAAGGCACAGGGAGGUUGUUCUUCGAGUUUUACCGUCUGCUGAGCGAGGCCAAGCCCAAAGAAGGAGAGCACCGGCCGUUCUUCUGGAUGUUCGAGAACGUGGUGGCCAUGGGCGUCAACGACAAGAGGGACAUCUCACGAUUCCUGGAGUGUAACCCUGUCAUGAUUGAUGCUAUCGAGGUUUCUGCAGCUCACCGUGCCAGAUACUUCUGGGGAAACUUGCCAGGCAUGAACAGGCCUCUCUGUGCCUCUGGGAUGGACAAGCUGGAGCUGCAGGACUGUCUGGAGCACGGCAGAGUUGCGAAGUUUGGAAAGGUGCGCACCAUCACUACUCGCUCCAACUCCAUCAAACAGGGGAAAGACCAGCACUUCCCCGUCUUGAUGAACGGGAAGGAGGACAUACUGUGGUGCACUGAGCUGGAGAGGAUCUUCGGCUUCCCCGUUCACUACACAGACGUGUCCAACAUGGGUCGCGGUGCCCGACAGAAACUCCUGGGCCGGUCCUGGAGCGUCCCUGUCAUCAGGCAUCUGUUCGCACCGCUCAAAGACUACUUCGCCUGUGAAUAGAAACCACGCGCCACCAGCAAACAGACGCCACCUGUGAAUAAACACCAGCUUUUCUAUCGUGAUACUGGCUUCCAGACUCAUCUGCCGCCAGCCAAACCCUGUAAAGAGCUGGAAGUUAUAUCCACUCUGUCGGCAGGCAGACGGCCAGUUUCACUAAAAAUCAGUGAAGCUGGGAAAGUAGUGAAAGUAGCUGUUUGUGUCCAGACAUUUCUGGAUUCUGGUGAUAAUGCACUGCAGCCUUAAACAUACAUAACACACACUAACACAGAGAUACACAAAUACAGCAUGGGUGAGCACCUUGGCUGUUUAUCACCGAUGUUGUCCGAGAGCGAAGGGGGGUCAAAGGUCAGGUGAAAGUGCAGCCAGUCAGUGUCACUGAUUAUAUCAUCUGUAUUGGAGGCCAGUAGGGUGCAUAGCCUCUGGAGGAGUUUAAAGGGAAAGAAGACGGCACCCACUCCUUUGUUUGGUCUGUGAACAUUAGGACUGUGCAACGAUUUUAUCUGAUUUUGUUUCAUUGUUUUUAAGCUGACAACACUUACUAGUUGUAGAAAAAUAGAGCAACACACAACACCAACGGUACAACUUUUUAAGUGGCUCUGUACCAAAACUGUUUUAUCAUUUCAGAGGUCGCUCAUCCCUCCAUUUAGCUGAUGAUUAAAAUGGCUGACAGGCAGGGCGCUGGAAGAGGCUGUUAAUCUGAACAAAAACACUUUUAAAGCUCACUUGAACCAAAGUCACACAACAGACCGCUGAAGUCCUGCUCUGCUUUUUGGGCCACCUACUGUUCCACUAGCCUCAGUUUAACCUCGUAUUUGUCUUUGUAAAACACUGGGACAUGAUACUGUUCUUUUCUGUCCAUAAUGAAAUUAAGGUAAUAAAUAUCUACAGCUGUACUGGAUGGUAAAAAUCUAGCAUCCCUUUUAAAAUAAAAUGAUUAUUUUGUUUGAUAUCAUAGUGACAUAUCCCACAAGUCUUAGCCACAGAAAUACUGUGAAAGCCUCAUGGGAGCUGUAGUUUUCAGAUUAUUACUAUUACUAUUCAGAUUUAAAUCUGGAAAGAAAAGUUAGUCUCAUGUUCGAGUUUUUCAAAAACACAAUGAAAGACUCCCUGUGUAGGAAAAUACAGAGUGUUGGAAGCUAGUGGAGCAGAAACUAACCUGGAAAUGAGGCAGGAUUUUGGUUUUACACUUUUUGUUCUUUGUUGUUGUUUUACUUUUUGUCUUUUACUUUGAGAUGAGUUCAAAUGAGCAAAAUAGCUUAGUUAAAAAAGAGGAAAAAAAACUUUAAUCAAAGAUUAUAUAAACAUGUUUUUGUAUAGAUAGUGUGAAACUUUUGAGUUAUUCUGUUAUAAUGUCACAGCAACAUUUCCCUGAGAGCUACAUACAAAUACUUGAAUCGAGCCAAUGCAAAAACAGAGACAUAGAGAAUGGGUUUUGUCUUUUGUCAACCAUUCAAGACAGCUAAAGAAAAACUAAGAGUGAUGACAUUUAUCCUACGGUAGAUGUUUAGUUUACUGUAAUGCCAGUGUCUCCACAUGUAGGUGAUCCUGGUUGAAAAAAAUCAUUUGAAUCCAGGAAAGAGUGAGUGUUCCAGAAAGAAAAAAAGAAACAACAAAAUGAUGGGAAACACUGGUGAACACGACAUGUUUUUGUGAACUAGCACUGACUACUUUUUGUUUUUAAGGAGGUUUUCGGUUUCCAGAAAAACUGACAAAAUGACUGCCAUGAAAAUCAUCUUAAUGAUGCUGGUUUUUACUGAGGUCUGUGUGGUGCACAUGCAAACACGAGUGUGUGGAAGUGUUGUCCUGUGAGACUUAAACAAGUUACUGCAGUAAUCAGGAGUUUUACGGCUCUUUAAUAACAAUAAAGGCUGUUUUCUACAGGCCAGUACCAUUACAGAGCUGUUAAUGAAUCAGCUAGUAUAAGUUUUUUGCUUGCAGUUACAUCCCAUGCUGUAUGUUUUUGCAUGUUCACCAAACAGACCAAUUUACUGGACAGUUUUAAUUUGGUACCACAACUCACAGAAACUUGGUGUAGUCCUUUGAAAUAUCUUUUUUGUUGCUUUUUAAUACUGUUGGCUGUCACCAAAUCAAACUAAAUGGGCAUUACCUCAGACAAAGGGGCAACUGUGCAUCACUCCUCCUAUAGGAUCUCUGUUCUGUGAAUAUAUACUGUAGCUUUCUGCCCCCAUAUGCCCUGUAUAUAUAUCAAGCUUGUAUUUUAUCACUGGAACUGUUUUUACACAGUGUUUUGUGUACUGUAUCAAUAGAAAGGUUUACAUGUGUUUUAAUUCAAUUUAAUUUGUUUUAACCAAGAACUACAUCGUUUUUUUGUUGUUGUUUUUUUUACACAAAAUGCACAAGCCUUUUUUCGUGUUUAAAUGACCCGUUCACUUAGAAAUGCAAGACUUCUCUAUGGUGCUCAAAAGGCCCCUUAAAGUGCCACCAGGAACCUUUUUUUACUUUUUAAGUCUGAUUUUAAAGUCAUUUUUAAAAAACCAAAAAGUAAUUGUUUACAUGCUUCAUUAAUACUGCUGAAUCUGUUGAAUGUUUUGCUUGAAAACAGUACGCAAAAAAAGUUUUCCUUUUCUUUUUUGUAACUGCUCCUUUAAGACUUUUUAUAUUGCGAACACAUACAGUAUAUAUUAACACAGUAUAAAGCUUGCUUGAAAUUUGUAAUAUUAUAGCACAAUAUAGAGCAUAUUAAUCAAUAGCUUUUUCAUAUCUUGUAUUAUUUAGAUGUAAACCAUUUGAGUGUGUAUUUGUAGGCUUGAGUGUGACUGAGAUCUGAAAACAGUUUCUACUUGUUUUUACUACUAAAGCCUUUUUGUGAUUUAUCUGUUAUCAGAAUCACAUUUGAGGAUUUUUUUUUUCUUUUUUAUGAAUCUAAAGUGCAAAGGCAUUUCAAAAGAACAGAUUCUGUGCUAUUUUUAUACUUCAUUUGAACUGUUAGUGGAAAAGCAUUGAUUUAUUUUUUUUAUGUUUGUGUACUUCCUAUAGCAACAUAUAUAUAAUUUUUACUCAAUAAAACGCAGCCUGGCUGCUAAAAACCA
Molecule: messenger RNA, 6080 nt
Organism: Lates calcarifer (barramundi perch)
Lineage: Eukaryota; Metazoa; Chordata; Actinopteri; Centropomidae
Gene: dnmt3bb.1
Product: DNA (cytosine-5-)-methyltransferase 3 beta, duplicate b.1
Exons: 22
Coding region: 559-3030 (823 amino acids)
Biological process (GO): negative regulation of transcription by RNA polymerase II
Cellular component (GO): nucleus
Molecular function (GO): DNA binding; DNA (cytosine-5-)-methyltransferase activity, acting on CpG substrates
Source: RefSeq, a predicted model, not a curated record